AUGGCUAAAGAGAUACUCGUAAAGCACGAUCUCUCCUUUGCCAGCAGACCUGAACUGCUAGUCUCGAAGACCGUGUUGUACAACUCCUCAGACAUCGGAUUUUCACCCUAUGGCAAUCACUGGAGGCAGAUGCGCAAGAUUUGCGCCUCCGAGCUCCUCACUGCCAAGAAAGUGCAGUCAUUUUCCUCAAUCCGGGAGGAGGAGGUCGGUGCUCUGAUGAACCAUAUUCUUUCAUCUGCAGGAUCUCCUGUAGAUCUUUCCAAACAUUUUUUCACGUUCAUGAAUACUGUAACAUCAAGAGCUGCAUUCGGCAGGAUCUAUAAGGACCAGGAUCUAUUGAUUGAGAGUGUACAAGAACUGUCCGUUCUGGCUGGAGGUUUUGAUAUGGCCGAUUUGUUUCCUUCGUAUAAGUUUCUUCAUGCUGUUACCAAUAAUGAAGAUUUUCUUGAUAUUCUGUUCAGACUUAAAAACAGUGGCGAGCUUGAGUUUCCAUUCACAACCGACCAUAUCAAAGCGUUGGUAGUGGAUGUUUUCUCAGCUGGAACUGAUACGUCUUCAACAACUAUGGAAUGGGUCAUGUCAGAACUUCUAAGAAACCCGAGAGUCAUGAAAAAGGCACAAACUGAAGUGAGAGCAGUGCUAAAUGGAAAGAAAGAAGUACGUGAAGCAGAUAUUCAAGAAUUGAAGUAUCUAAAACUAGUGAUCAAAGAGACGAUGAGAUUACAUCCAUCACUUCCCCUGUUGCUUCCUAGAGAAUGUCGGGAAAGUUGCGAGAUUGAUGGAUAUGUGAUACCCUUGAAGACGAAAGUGAUUAUUAACGCAUGGGCUCUUGCAAGGGAUCCUGAGUAUUGGCAUGAUGCCGAGUGUUUUUUACCUGAAAGAUUCGAAGAGAAUUGUUAUGAUUUCAAGGGAAACAACAUGGAGUAUCUACCAUUCGGGGCUGGAAGGAGAAUCUGUCCAGGAAUUUUAUUUGGUGUGGCUAAUGUUGAGCUUCUUCUUGCAAGCUUACUCUAUCAUUUCAACUGGAAACUCCCUGAUGGGAUGAAUAUUAGAGAUUUGGAUAUGAAGGAGAAAUUUGGUGCUUCCGUUGGGAGAAAGACGAGCUUGCAACUGAUUGCCGCCCCUUUUGAUCUCAAUUGCGGGGACUCCUAAGUUAAAGUGCCCCAGUUAGAUCAUCUUGUAUUGGUUCUUCAGGUCUAUACUACGUACCUUAUUCCAGCUUUUCGUCAUAUUCGAAAUUGCAUUGUUUAAAAAGUAACGAACUAUAAAUACAUUCUCUUUGGUCAUCAUGUUCUUAGAUACGUGCUGUAAAAUA
Messenger RNA from Lactuca virosa, 1315 nucleotides. The record is from the annotation of a GenBank genome assembly. Lineage: Eukaryota; Viridiplantae; Streptophyta; Magnoliopsida; Asterales; Asteraceae.